AUGCAUCUCCUCCUCCACCUAGCCAGUGCUUUAUACUUCAUACAGACCUCCACAGCCCAACUCCCCCCAAUCCCCUCCCUCAAGCCAAUCCCCUCCUACAGCGGCUGUCCCCGAGCCGGGCCCCUCCUCCCCAAACCCACCAACCUGUCCCAAUCCGCGCACAUCAAGAACGCAGCGCACACCCUAACCACAGCCCUAGACUCCGCCCUCAAGGGCGAAAUCCGCGCCGGCUGGCCCGUAGACAACGUCUCGUUCUCCAUCGGUCUCGUCUCCCCAAAUGGAGGACAGGGCGCAAAGCCCAUCUGGGAAUACCACCACCGGGCAGCGCUCAACACCCAGGGAACUGAAACCGUCACCGGCGACUCGCAGUAUCUUAUUGGGUCUGUGUCGAAGGUGUUCUCGGAUCUCUUGCUGUUGAAAUCAGGGGUGGAUGUCCGCACCCCUGUGACGCACUUCUUUCCUGAGCUGGCGGCGCCGGAGUCUGCUAUCCCUUGGAGUGAGAUCACGCUGGAGACGCUGGGGGAGCAUCUAGCGGGGAUUCCGCCGAAUUAUGUCUACGAGUUCUACUACCUCCAGCCUUAUUACGAAAGUAUGGGGCUGCCUCACCUUGAUCCAUCGGAUUAUCCUCCCUGCGGUGUCGUAGGGCUGAACGAAAUCCUCCGUGGCCUCCUGUCAACGCUGCCCGUGAACCCUGUGAACUCCAGGCCCACCUACUCGCAGCUGUCGUUCCUCCUGUUCACCUUCUGUCUCGAGCAGGCCACCGGGAAGAACUACUCAACUCUACUCCAGGAAACGAUCCUACAGCCGUUGAACUUGACCAACACCGGUGUGUCUCCUGGAGACACCCAACAAGCCGUGAUCCCACCGGGCCCCUCCUCCUGGGGAUCCGACUUUGGAUUCAACGCCCCCGGCGGCGGUCUCUUCUCAACCCUCAACGACCUCACCACCCUCGCCACCUCAAUCCUAGCGCACACAAUCCUCCCCACCCCCGCCGCCGUCCGCAAAUGGCUCAAACCCACCUCGAUGACCAGCUCACCCAGCACCCUCGUCGGCUCACCCUGGGAAAUCCUCCGCACAACACACCUCAUCCCCAACAACCCACACACAGUCGACAUAUUCGGUAAAUCCGGCGGUGCACUAGGCUACACUGCCCAAUUCUCGCUGGUAGACCAGUACGGUGUUGGCGUUGUCGUACUCACAGCGGGCCCCGUCGGCGCGCUGGAUCUAUUGUAUCGUGCUGUGCUGGGGACGUUUCUUCCUGCUGUUGAGGCGGAGACCCGAGACCAAAGUGCCAAAUAUACUGGGACGUGGACUUCACCAUCAUCAUCCCAGUCCAACCCCAACAUAACCCUCUCCCUCUCCCACACCACCGGCCCAGGCCUCCACCUCACCACCCUCACCCAAUCCAACACAUCCAUCAAAGACGCCCUUACAGAAAUCUACAAAACCCAAUACACCCCCCUCGGCUUCGGCCUCCUCUCCCCCGACAUGCGGCUCUACCCGUCGGGAAUCGAAACACCUAUCUCUCCCGCAGAAGCCAGUUCGCUCGGACAUCCCUCGAAAAGAUUAGUCCGGCAAGACUGGAGAAUCAAUCUUGAUAUCGUCCCGCUUGAUGGUGAAGCUAUGUCUGAUUUACCGGGACAGGGAGGAUGGAAUAGUGAUGGGGAUGCGUAUUGUGCGGGGUGGCAGAUGGGGGAUUGGAUGCGGUAUGGGGGGGAGGCGCUGGAUAGGGUUGUUUUUGUUGUUGAUGUUGGUGGGGAGGUGGUGGGGGUUGAAGUGCCUGGGUUGAGGAGUGGGAUGUUGGUAUCUGCUUGA
Messenger RNA from Aspergillus campestris IBT 28561, 1815 nucleotides. RefSeq names its product serine hydrolase domain-containing protein. The coding region runs from base 1 to 1815 and encodes 604 amino acids. The transcript has 4 exons. Lineage: Eukaryota; Fungi; Ascomycota; Eurotiomycetes; Eurotiales; Aspergillaceae. The record is from RefSeq and is a predicted model, not a curated record.